Molecule: messenger RNA, 2295 nt
Organism: Fragaria vesca subsp. vesca
Lineage: Eukaryota; Viridiplantae; Streptophyta; Magnoliopsida; Rosales; Rosaceae
Exons: 12
Coding region: 312-2183 (623 amino acids)
Source: RefSeq, a predicted model, not a curated record
UCCUCCUCCAUUGCUAAAGCUUCGAAAUUUACAGCCGGAAAUCGUUAAAGAGAAGCUCUUUGGUCAAAAGGGUCUUCUUUUCUGAGCCCUGUUUUUGUGGGUUUCAUUGACCCAUUUCUCACUUCUCUGCUUUGUUCAGACUAGUACUACUUCUUCCUGGGAAGCUCUGGUUUUUCUGAAAUGCUAGUGGACAAGUUCAAGUCUUGCACUCUAAUUGGAGGCAUUUGAAGACUAUUUGGUCUCAUUUUGGACUUGUGGGUCUUUUUCAUUCAUCAAAUUGGUCUUCUCUGGCUCUUCUGGACUGUAAUGAGAUGGGGUUUGAGGUGAAUGGUGAUGGUAAAAUGCUGGGAUUGUUGAGAGUGAAUCCAAGGCACAAGCGUUCCAAAAGCUUUCCUGAUAAGAAAAGAGUGCUGGAAGAUGAGUUGAAUAGUUCUCAUGAAGCAUCAGACCGUGUAAAGCUGGAUCUGGCACAGUUCAAGGGCCGUGUUGCAACCAAGAACAAACAAUCUCCUGCCAUGGAAGUUCACAAUUCUUUGAAGCAAGAGAUUCUACAGCUUGAAAAACGAUUGCAAAAUCAAUUUCAGGUCCGACAUGCUUUAGAGAAUGCAUUGGGUUAUAAGUCUUCCAUCCAUAACAAUACUGUGUCCACAAAUGAAACCGCACUUCCUAAGCCAGCUACAGAAUUGAUCAAAGAGAUUGCUUUGCUAGAAUUGGAAGUUGGGCAUUUGGAACAGUAUCUUCUGUCAUUGUACCGUAAAGCAUUUGAUGGACAAUCGUCCUUUGUUCCCCCAUGCAAGAAGGAUGAAAAACUAAACUCACCUGUAACAACCCCAAGAAAAAACUUGUUGAAAGUUUUUGAACGUGACAUUACAUUGAAGAGGGAAGAUUUAGCAGUUCAAUGUGGUGGUCAGUCACUUGAUAAUUCAUGGAAGGAAUAUGUUGGAGAAGAAGAGAGGCCAUUAGAUUCCAGUGUUCACCGUUGCCAUUCCUCACUUUCACAACAUUCUGCAUUCGUAACUAGAACCUCUCCUCCAGAAGAGUCGAUGGCAAAAGCUUUGCGUGCCUGUCAUUCUCAACCAUUGUCCAUGAUGGAGUAUGCUCAGAAUACUUCAUCAAAUGUAAUUAGUCUGGCAGAGCAUCUUGGUACACGCAUUUCUGAUCACAUUCAAGAGACACCUAACAGGCUUUCAGAGGACAUGAUCAAGUGCAUGUCCACUAUAUAUUGCAAGCUUGCGGAAUCCCCCUUGACACAGAAUGGCCUUUCAUCUCCCAAUUCAUCUUUGUCAUCUACUAGUGCCUUUUCUCCUCAUGAACAGAGUGAUAUGUGGAGUCCGCACUUCAAAAAUAAUUCAUCUUUUGAUGUACGAUUGGAUAAUCCAUUUCUGGUGGAAGGACUUAAGGAAUUUAGUGGGCCAUACAGCACAAUGGUUGAAGUACCGUGGAUAUAUAGAGAUAGUAAAAAAUUAGGUGAUAUUGAAGACUUGCUACAACAUUUCAGGUCACUUGUCAGUCGUUUAGAAGAAGUAGAUCCUAGAAAGUUGAAUAAUGAUGAGAAAUUAGCGUUCUGGAUUAACGUACACAAUACUUUGGUCAUGCAUGCGUAUUUGGCUUACGGGGUUCCACAGAACAAUGUAAAGAGGGUGUAUUUACUUUUGAAGGCUGCAUAUAACAUAGGUGGCCACACAAUCAGCGCGGACACAAUGCAGAGCUCUAUUCUUGGAUGCCGAAUGUCACGUCCAGGACAGUGGCUCCGUCUGUUACUUACUCCAAGGAACAAAUUCAAGACUGGAGAUGAACGGCAGGCCUAUGCAAUAGACCAUCCAGAACCCCUUCUACAUUUUGCACUUUGUUCGGGAAGCCAUUCUGAUCCUGCGGUUCGUGUAUACACACCAAAGAGAUUAUCUCAGGAGCUGGAAGUUGCAAAAGAGGAGUAUGUUCGAGCUACCUUUGGAGUGCGGAAGGACCACAAAAUUCUUCUACCAAAGAUUGUCGAGUCAUUUGCAAAGAGUUCGGAUUUGUGUCCUGGCGGUGUUUUGGAGACGAUACAACGAUCAUUGCCUGAUUCUCUGCGGAAGAGUGUCAAGAAAUGCCAGCAGGCUGGGAAAUCACGGAAGAACAUAAUUGAGUGGAUCCCUCACAACUUCACUUUCCGGUAUCUAAUUUCUAAAGAGCUAGUGAAGUGACCGCUUGCACGACCAGGGUUGCUGUUUGAUACAUGCCAUUGUUAAAAAGGUUUUUGUGGUAGAAGAUUUUCAUUCAUGUAGCUCAUCUUCUGUACAAAGUAGUAUAUGAACC